Aspergillus brunneoviolaceus CBS 621.78 is the source of this 1252-nucleotide messenger RNA. RefSeq names its product SNUT3/LISCH7 family protein. Gene Ontology annotation, cellular component: precatalytic spliceosome. The transcript is spliced from 2 exons. The record is from RefSeq and is a predicted model, not a curated record. Gene Ontology annotation, biological process: RNA splicing. The coding region runs from base 288 to 1007 and encodes 239 amino acids. NCBI's taxonomy places the organism in Eukaryota, Fungi, Ascomycota, Eurotiomycetes, Eurotiales, Aspergillaceae.
GCUUUCAGCUUUGGUUUUGGAGUCAGUCACUGGACACAAUUUCUCGGACACGCCCCUAUAUGCUACCAGUCAGAGCAUCUUCGUGCAAUUGAAUAAGCCCACUAGAAUGAUGACUGCCAUGAUUUGACCUGCUUUCAAGUUUUGCCAUAGACACAUUUUCCCAGUCUCGCCCCCUACCCGUUAUCAUUCGCCGCGGGAACAAAACCUCACGCAUCGACUUCACAACAUAGCCUACCCGCCACUUCAGCGCAUACUUACUACGAGACCAAAACCUACAGACCGGCAAAAUGGCGGAGCCUCCAGCGAAACGUGCACGGAGACCCGAUAGCUCUACAAUGUGGGAUCAAGAUGACAGGAGAACACGCUCGCCCGAGCCCGAGUUAGACUACACCCGAAGCCCGCGGCGGGAGCAUGGAAAGGAGCAAGGCCGGCGCGAUGGACCCAGAGAUGAUCGAAGAUACCGCUCUCGCUCGAGGGACCGGAGAGACAGGCGGCGCGAUAGGAGCAGGUCAGGCGAUCGUCGGGAUCGUGAUCGAAGGGACCGAGACCGUGACGGGCGAGGUACGAGGGAGAGAAGUAUCAGCAGGGAGAGGUAUCAUGGUAAACGAGGCUAUCCAUCCAAGGGAGACAGAUAUCGGUCCCGAUCCCCUGUCCGGAAUGGCAACAGAGACAAAUCCAGGACGCCACCCCCAAGAGGCCCCAGGGCCGACCGUAAUCCUGAUCGCAGAGAUCCCCGAGCACAGGCGAACGGUGUCGCGGAUACAAAAUCGCGACAUGGCCGGCCUCGGGAUGAGACCGAGAUGGAUAUCGACGAUGCCGCCGACGAUGACGAUUUCGAAGAGAUGAUGCGGCGGAACAUGGGCUUUACAAGAUUCCGGAGCACGAAAAACACGAAGGUCCCCGGAAACAAUGUGUAUGGCGUUCGGAAGGAGAAAAAGACGGAGUACAGACAGUACAUGAACCGUAUAGGAGGAUUCAACAGACCGCUCAGUCCGUCGAGGCAGUGAUCUCCAUCGCAGAUCUUCUUCCCUCAUAAAGAUUUUCUUAUCUGCUGUUACCUACAAGCCAUCUCCUCACUCACAUCUUUUCUAUCUUCUUGUCAUUGCUUUUAUUAUUGGGUGAUAUCAUUGUUUUUGUUCCCCUUGUCGCAACAUGCAUUGCUGGAGUAAGAUUACGGGUGGCCUUUGCUUUUUCGAACUUAAAAACCAGGCGAAUGAAUAUUGACUUACUUAAAUCUGCCUGCACUUUAUAG